This is a messenger RNA of Penicilliopsis zonata CBS 506.65, 1135 nucleotides long. RefSeq lists its product as hypothetical. The record is from RefSeq and is a predicted model, not a curated record. The transcript has 2 exons. Lineage: Eukaryota; Fungi; Ascomycota; Eurotiomycetes; Eurotiales; Aspergillaceae. Bases 175 to 798 code for a protein of 207 amino acids.
GAGGGACUAAGUGCUUAUGAGGUGCCUCAAUACGAGCAGCAGCAGUAGUACCAACUACUAACUACUAACUACUGAUCUAUCUGCCUACUAAUAUAAGAAGAUGCCAGACCAAACCCAGGUUACUACUUACUACUUACUACUACUUACUUACUCCGUACAAAGCAGCGGUUCACCAUGCUGGCCCUCCACAUCACUCUGGCCGCCCUGCUGGGCACGGCGCUCGUCUUCGGCAUCAUCGAGCUCGGCCUCGUCGCGUACGGGGUGAGUCUGUACACAAAGUCCUACACUGUCGAAGAGUGCACGCUCUACUCGUGCUACGACGAGCAUGUGCACGGCUCUGCGCCCGCCAUCACCAUCUUCAUGCUCUUCUCCGCCAUCUGGACCGUGCUGGGCACCGUCGUCGCCGCCGUCCUCCCCUGGUGGUACGCGGAGAAGAAGCGCGUCCUCGUCACCAAGCAGAUGAACCAGGGGUGUUUUGCCGGCUUAAUCAUCUUCUACUUCGUUACCAUGGUCUUCUGGCUCGCUUCGUUUGCGGAUAUCGCCUCCAUCCUGGACGGUGAGACCAGCGUCUUUGAUAUCAUCAAUGCCAUCAUCGCGUUCGCCGUUUUACUCUGGCUCGUCUUCAUGGCCCUCUUCAUCCUCACCAUCCUCGCCGUCUGUGACGUCCUCAAGAGCGAGUGGCCGGGAUAUCUUUCUCUCAAGGAGACCUCCGCGACAACAACUACCCCUGCUACCGAAUCACAACCUGUUCCUCCUGCUGAUGCUGAACCCAAGAGUGAGGCUGUCGCGUCGGAAUAGCCUUCACGAUGGACUGGAAUAAUGGCUGGAAGGAGUAAUGAUUGGAGAGAAUAAUACAAUAUGAGGAUGAAUGAUGGUUAAUCCUAUGCUUGUCUAUUCAUAGUUAAUUUAAUACGUAUCAUAUGUUCGGUUACAGUCUUAGCUUAGGCUAUACUUAUAAAGUAAUAUGUCUAUUAAUGGUACAGCUAGAGAUGUGCAUGGGUAUCUAUCAACGUGGUCCGAGAUCUGCCGGUAUACAUGCUGUGCAGCCGGCACAGAAAAGCUUCAAGGGCAGGGGCUGGAGAGAGAGAACAAGUCCGAGAAAAUAGAAGAGAAGAGAUCGAUGCCGCGGAAAGUC